Molecule: messenger RNA, 1398 nt
Organism: Pelagomonas calceolata
Lineage: Eukaryota; Pelagophyceae; Pelagomonadales; Pelagomonadaceae
Source: the annotation of a GenBank genome assembly
GACCUCGCUCACGAUUUGAGCCGCCUGAGAGCUGCCUGGCCAUCCAGCCGUGCUCGACGCUGUCUCUAACUGAUCCAGAAGCUGCACGACGCGUGUCGCCGCUUCCGCUUCGCUUGUGGGCCACAGGCAGCUAAGCAGGAUGGAGCGCGAGCAUGGAGAAGAGCCGAGCAGCCGCGCGCCGCGGGAGGAUGACCGCCGCCGCGACGACGACCGCUCGUACGACCGGCCGAGCAGCCGCGACGGACGCCGCCCGCGCGAUGACUACGAUAGGCCGCGGAGCCGCGACGGCUUCGAGAGGCCGCGGAGCCGCGACGACCGCUACUACGAGCGCGACGAGUACGACCGCGGCCGCCGGUCGCGGGACGACGAUCGCUACUACGAGCGCCGCCGGCGCGACGACGACCGUUAUUAUGACAGAGACAGGGGCUACGACCGCCGGCGGCGGGAGGACGACCGCUACUAUGAUCGUGACCGGGGUCACGACCGGGACCGGGGCUACGAUCGGAGGGGCGACGACCGGCGGUACCGCUCGCGAUCUAGGGGAGACCGCCACCGGCGCCGCCGCGAGCGCGAGGACCCGGCCUGGACGGCGCGGGAUGAUAGGAUUGUGCCGCGCGAGCGCGAGCCCGAGCCUAGAACAGAGAGGCCGCGGUCGCGGUCGCGCCGCGACGACCGGCCGCCGCCGCGCGAACCGGAGCCGCGGGAACCGGAGCCCGCGCCGCCCAAGGAAGAUGAGAGAAGGUCGCGGUCGCUGAGCUGGUCGCCGCCGCCGGCCGUGCGGAGGCAGAUGGCCGAGCUGAAGGCCCGGAAGGCGCGGGAAGCGGAGGCGGCGCGCGCGGGCAAGGACCCGGCCGAGAAGACGGGCAAGUUCUGGGACGGCUUCCGCUGGGUCGAGCACACGCCGGCGUCGCAGCUGCCCUCGAACCCCGCCACCAGGAAGGAGCGCCGUUUGUAUGUGGGCAACCUGCCCCAGACCUUUGAUGGAGAACAAUUGAGGAUCUUCCUGAACGAGGCCUUGAGAGCGUGCGGCGCCAUCCCGGCCGGCGUCGACGAAGUGGUUGUUAGUAGUUGGGUGUCGCCGGACAAGAAGUUCGCGUUCGUGGAGCUGAGCACGGUCGAGGCCUCGACGACAGCUUUAGGGCUCUCGGGCAUCACGUGCAUGGGCUGCCAGCUCAAGAUCUGCCACCCGAACAACUAUGUGGUGGGCGCUUUGCCGGGCAUGGGCACGGCGCUGGCCACGACGGACCAGAACGGCGCGGCGUACGCGCCGGGAUUCGGGCCGGACGCGGACCCGCAGCAGCAGGAGUUCAUGCAGGCCGCGCUCGCGGCGAUGGCCUCGGGCGCGCCCACCUAGUGCCAUCCUCCUCCCUCCUUAGUUUAAGCGUGGGCGUUUUCAAC